Messenger RNA from Penaeus vannamei (Pacific white shrimp), 1212 nucleotides. The record is from RefSeq and is a predicted model, not a curated record. NCBI's taxonomy places the organism in Eukaryota, Metazoa, Arthropoda, Malacostraca, Decapoda, Penaeidae.
AUGCUUCGGGACCCCCUGGUGGCUUCGGUCCUGGAGCAGGAGGAAGCUUCGCCGCUGGGUCUCCGGGGGGGCUCGACUGGCGGUGUAUCUCUCCCUGGACUGAGUGGGGGAGCUGCGUCAGGAGGCUUUGACGCUGGUGCAGCCGGAGCGGGGUUUGACUCAGCAGCUGGAGGAAGUGCCGGAGGAUUCGAUGCUGCUGGAGCUGGCGGAUUCGACACCGCUGGAGGCUUUGACGCUUCUGGAGGCGCUGGCGGAUUUGGCACAGCUGGAGGAUUCGACACCGCUGGAGGAGCUGGAGGAUUCGACACUUCUGGAGCUGGCGGAUUUGGCACAGCUGGAGGAUUCGACACCGCUGGAGGAGCUGGAGGAUUUGACACUUCUGGAGCUGGUGGAUUUGGCGCAGCUGGAGGAUUCGACACCGCUGGAGGAGCUGGAGGAUUCGACACCGCUGGAGGAGCUGGUGGAUUUGGCGCAGCAGGAGGACUCGACACCGCUGGAGGCUUCGGUGGCGGAGCAGGAGGAGUGCCAGCCCCGGCACUCGGCGCGGGUGGUGACUCGGCCUCACCCUCUGGCGCCCCAGGAGGCACAGCGGGCUUCGACAUCGGGGGCAUCCCAGGAUUCGACGCAGGCACGAGUUCCAGCUUCGACGCAGGGCUGGAUGCCGGGAGUAGCCCAGGAGGAGGCUUCGGCUCUUCGGGCGGCUCCUCCGGCUUCGGCUCGAGUGGCUCUUCGGGGUUUGACGCGAGCGGCUCCUCUGGCUUCGGCUCGAGUGGGUCAGCUGGUUUCGAUGUGAGUGGCUCCUCUGGCUUCGGCUCGAGCGGCUCCUCCGGCUUCGGCUCGAGUGGGGUCAGCUGGUUUCGGCCGAGUGGGUCAGCUGGUUUCGGCGAGGGUCCUCAUCUGGCUUCGGCUCGAGUGGUUCCUCGUCUGGACUUGGCGCGAGUGGCUCCUCGUCUGGCCUCGACUCGAGCGCGAGUGGCUCCUCGUCCAGCUUCGACGCCAACGCCGGCUUCCCAGGAGCGGAUUUCAGCGGAGCCUUCGAGUCGGGGGGUUCGCCGAGCAUCAGCGUACCCAUCUCAGGACCCCCUCUUGAUGGGGCGUUCGGAGGCGGGUUCGGUGGGGCGGACGGUGGGUUUGGGUCUGCGGAAGGUGGGUUCGGAGGCGGGUUUGGGUCCUCUGAUGGGGCAGGAGGAGGAGGAGGUGGAGUUGGGAUAG